Cucurbita moschata (crookneck pumpkin) is the source of this 868-nucleotide messenger RNA. RefSeq names its product NAC transcription factor 56-like. NCBI's taxonomy places the organism in Eukaryota, Viridiplantae, Streptophyta, Magnoliopsida, Cucurbitales, Cucurbitaceae. The record is from RefSeq and is a predicted model, not a curated record. Gene Ontology annotation, molecular function: DNA binding. Gene Ontology annotation, biological process: regulation of DNA-templated transcription.
AGGCUGAUAAAUUUGGUAAAAAAAAAAAUUGAAUAUGGAGAAAUUAAAGUCGGCGCCGGAGGCCGAUUCAGAGCGGCCCAACCUGCCACCGGGGUUCCGGUUCCACCCGACCGACGAGGAGCUGGUGGUUCACUACCUAAAGAAGAAGGCCACUUCACAGCCCUUGCCGGCGGCCAUCAUCGCCGAUGUUGACCUGUACAAGUAUGAUCCUUGGGAGCUUCCAGCAAAGGCUAAUUAUGGAGAACAAGAAUGGUAUUUUUUCAGUCCACGAGAUCGAAAGUAUCCGAACGGAGCUCGGCCUAAUCGAGCCACCGUGUCCGGGUAUUGGAAGGCGACAGGAACCGAUAAGCCGGUGAUCGCUUCGUUAGAAGGGAACCGGAAAGUUGGUGUUAAGAAGGCUUUGGUUUUCUACCAUGGAAAGUCACCAAAAGGAAUCAAAUCCAAUUGGAUCAUGCACGAGUAUCGCUUAGUCGAUUACAAACACAACCGCGGCAAGAAAAACUCAUUGAGGCUCGAUGAUUGGGUUUUAUGUCGGAUUUAUAAAAAACCCAACUCCAACAAAUUGGGAAUCGAUCACGAGCAAGAAGAUAGUUCGAAUUAUAUGGCUGAACAAACACCGCCCAUGACGGCGACAAUGAAUUUUAGCGUGUAUCCAGAGUUAGCUUCUUCGUUUCUUCCAACGAAACGGAUGUCUAUGAUCACUGUCGUCGACGGUGAGCAACCGUCGAGCAAGAAAUUACAAUUAAUGGAAGGUGGCAGUGACAACUCAAUCGCCGCCCUACUCAGCCAGCUUAGAAAAUAAAGUUUACAACCUAGCCCUCUAUUUUUGGGUUGGAUGGUAAAUUUAUUGAAAAAUUAUUUUUAAAAA